AUGCCGUCAGCUUCAGAUGUCGUUUCCAUUAUCAGAGCCCAUCAAAUCACUCACGUACGACUCUAUGAUGCCGACUCUCAUAUGCUGAAAGCCCUUGCAGGCAGUGUCCUAGGAGUCGGACAAUCCGCAUCAACAGCAGCAGCGUGGGUCAACAAAAAUGUUGCAUCAUAUGUGCCUGCAACCAACAUUACAGCCAUUGCUGUUGGCAGUGAGGUUCUUUCCUCGGUCCCUCGUGUUGCACCAGUUUUAGUUUCUGCUAUGAACAACCUCCAUAAAGCUCUUGUUGCUUCUGAUAUGAAUUUUCAUGUUAAAGUCUCGAGCCCCCAGUCCUUGGACAUCAUCCCCAAGCCUUUCCCUCCAUCUACCGCCGUCUUUAAUUCCUCACCGAACUCUACAAUAUACCAGCUUCUUCAGUUUUUGAAGAACACUAACUCCUAUUACAUGUUAAAUGCAUAUCCCUAUUAUGGUUACACUAAUGGAAAUGGCAUAUUUCCAAUUGACUAUGCACUUUUCAAACCUCUCACUUCCGUCAAACAAAUUGUUGACCCGAACACUCUCUUCCACUAUAACAGCAUGUUCGAUGCGAUGGUUGAUGCAACCUAUUAUUCUAUGGAUGCCCUCAACUUUUCCGUGAUCCCUAUUGUUGUCACAGAAACGGGAUGGCCUUCGCAAGGUGGAGCCAAUGAACCUGAUGCCACUGUGGAAAAUGCUGGGACAUUCAUUAAUAACUUGAUCCGGCGGGUUUCAAAUAAUUCAGGUCCGCCCAGUCGGCCGAAUAUUCCCAUCAACACAUACAUUUAUGAAUUGUUUAACGAAGACAAAAGACCUGGGCCUGUCUCCGAGAAGAACUGGGGGAUGCUUUCUACGAACGGCACCGCAGUUUUUCCUUUGAGUUUGAGUGGUUCUAGUCAGACUAUGGGAAAUGCUACUGCAGUUUUCUGCGUGGCGAAAGACGACGCCAGUGAAGAUAAGUUGCAAGAUGGACUUAACUGGGCAUGCGGGCAAGGACAGACCAACUGCAGUGUUAUACAAUCCGGGCAGCUAUGUUAUCUCCCAAAUAGCAUCAAGAACCACGCAUCUUAUGCUUACAAUGAUUAUUAUCAAAAAAUGCGUAGCGUUGGCGGGACAUGCGAUUUCGAUGGGACAGCCACAGUUACCACUAAUGAUCCAAGUUACAGGCCCUGCAUAUUUACGGGAAGUUCUAAUUCUAGUGGUGGGAGAGGGCUUUUCCCUGCCGGAGAUUUUGGUCCUGUAAGUCCACUGGGAGAGGGUCCGAAGCCUUCGGUAUCAAAGAUUCAUUCUUCUCUGGAGUUCAUUGCGUUGUUCAAUGGUAGCAGCAGCGAACCAACACCAGAUUUCAAAUCCCGACCAGAAAGCAAUAUGAGAGAUCGGAUUCAGGCUGGGAUUUUUGAGAGAUUGAAAGAGAAAAAUUAG
Hibiscus syriacus is the source of this 1434-nucleotide messenger RNA. RefSeq names its product glucan endo-1,3-beta-glucosidase 4-like. The transcript has 6 exons. Gene Ontology annotation, cellular component: plasma membrane. The record is from RefSeq and is a predicted model, not a curated record. Gene Ontology annotation, biological process: carbohydrate metabolic process. Lineage: Eukaryota; Viridiplantae; Streptophyta; Magnoliopsida; Malvales; Malvaceae. Gene Ontology annotation, molecular function: hydrolase activity, hydrolyzing O-glycosyl compounds. Bases 1 to 1434 code for a protein of 477 amino acids.